Molecule: messenger RNA, 1067 nt
Organism: Lutzomyia longipalpis
Lineage: Eukaryota; Metazoa; Arthropoda; Insecta; Diptera; Psychodidae
Product: zinc finger protein 425-like
Exons: 2
Coding region: 1-1005 (334 amino acids)
Biological process (GO): regulation of transcription by RNA polymerase II
Cellular component (GO): nucleus
Molecular function (GO): DNA-binding transcription activator activity, RNA polymerase II-specific; RNA polymerase II cis-regulatory region sequence-specific DNA binding
Source: RefSeq, a predicted model, not a curated record
AUGAAGGUGAUUCAAAAGAAAAACAACGCAGCCAAAAGGGUCAAAGAUGAUAGACAAAAAGAGGUGAAGGGAGUGCAGAAAAAGAAGAACCACCACGAUUGGUCUAGUUCCUCAGAUAUAUCCCAGGAAGACAAUGUUGAAGCAGAGAAGAGAAGGAGUUUCCGUUGCGAAAGUUGCUCAAGAUCAUUCAUCCGAUUCUUCGAACUUACGAAGCAUAAGAAGAGACAUCAUGGAGUGGAGAUUUAUGGAAGUCCAGAGAAAACAACUACAAAAACGUUUGGUUUUGAUCAGCAGGACAAAGGAUCAUCGCAACUGAGAACGCAGUCUGAGGAUUUUCAAUGCAGCAUCUGCUCAAAGACGUUCACGAAAAAAUGGGGCCUGAGGUUGCACGAAAAGAUUCAUGGAGAGAAGAUCUUCAAAUGUGCAAUCUGUCAAAAGACAUUUCCUGCAAAGAAUUAUCUUGCCAUCCAUUUAAAAUCACAUUCAAAGAAAAAUCUUGAAUGCCAAGAAUGUGGCAAGACUUUUCAAACGAAUUAUGGUCUUAAACGACAUGCAAAAAUACACAGUGAGGAAAAGCCUCAUAUCUGCAGCAUCUGUGGAAAAGAGUUUAAAAUCAAAUUUUAUCUGAAGCGACAUUUGAAACUGCAUGAAACGCAUCGUAAGAGUUUUGAAUGCGCCCUGUGUGGUCAAAAGUUUCUGUGGAAGAUAUCCAUAAGACGCCACCUAGCUAUGCACAUAACUGAAGGAAAGAAGUUUUUCAUUCAUGGGAAAUUUUUCAAAAACAAGGCUGACAUGCAAAGAUAUCUACGAGGGUAUUCUCUUACGAGGAAUUUCCAGUGCGAUCGAUGUCCAAAGACUUACAUACAUAAGCGAAACUUUCGAAGACAUAAGUUGCUCAUUCAUGAAAAAAAGGCUUUUACCUGCGGCGUUUGUGGGAAAAAAUUGACCAGGAAGUACAUACUCAAUAAGCACAUGCAGCUGCACGAUAAAAACCGAAAGAUUUAACCAAGUUUAGUUUCAGAAUAAGCCAACUAGAAAUCAUUUACUGAAGAAACAUCCUAUAAAUU